AUGUCCAUGGUCAGAAAGAGAGGGUCCCUCCUCUUUGAGUUUCACUUUGUGACAACGACGAAGGAGGAGGAAGAUGAGGAUGACGAAGAUGAAGUGUCUGAUUUGAUGGGACCAGUGGAAGACGAUAUUGACGAAGCAGAAGAGGAAGCCGAAGCUGAGGCGAUUGAUGACUUCUCAUCCAGCAAUCAUCUCCCUGGCAUCAUCCAUGGCUCCUGUCCUCCAUCGUCUGGUCUCCACGGUGACGCAGAGGACUCUUCCUCCAUGGAGCUCCGGCGGCGGCCACACUCGUGUCCCGACUGCGGCAAGCGCUUCACACGCCUGGAGCACCUGCGCUCACACCGGCGCGUGCACACGGGAGAGAAGCCCUACCAGUGCGCCCAGUGUGGCAAGAGCUUCAUGUAUGCCGGAAACUUCCGCGAGCACCGGCGCGCCCACUCCGGCGAGAAGCCCUACGUGUGCCCCGAGUGCGGCGCGAGUUUCGGCCGCUCAGGCACCCUCAAGGACCACAUGCGCAAGCACACGGGUGAGCGUCCGUACACGUGCGGCGAGUGCGGGCGAAGCUUUCGGCUCGCUGCGCGGCUAAAGGCCCACGGCCGCACACACACGGGUGAACGGCCAUUUCGCUGCGCCGACUGUGGCCGCAGCUACGGCGAUCCGUCCAGCCUGCGGCAGCACCGGCGCACCCACACAGCAGCAACGCCACACGCGUGCGAGGUGUGCGGCCGCCUCUUCAUGGACUCGUCGUCGUUCCGCCGGCACAAGCGCACGCACACCGGUGAGAAGCCACACAGCUGUGGCCAGUGUGGCAAGGCCUUUGCCCGGCUGGGCCACCUGCGCAAGCACCUUCGCAUGCACAGCGGUGAAAAGCCCUAUGGCUGCGACGAAUGCGGCAAGCGCUUCACACAGUCUGAGCACCUCAAGAAGCAUACGCUCACGCACACGGGCGCUCGGCCAUACCCGUGCCUCGCCUGUGGCAAGGGCUUCCGGGAGCCGGCCAAGCUCCGGGCGCAUUUCCGCACACACGCGACAGAAGGGGAGAAAGCGAGCCGGCGCGGCGACGGGGGGCGCCCUUUUGUGCAGUCGGCCCAGCCAGCGGAACAUCCGAGGAACCAUGACACUGGAGAAGUCACGCCCGCCAAGGUCACGCCCGCCAAGGUCACACCCGCCAAGGUCACACCCGCCAAGGUCACGCCCGCCAAGGUCAGGACCUUGGAGGAGGAGGAGAAGAAGGAUGAAAACACUGACACAAUACGUAAUGAUGCCAUAUUUGCUCCAACUCUGUCCUCUGUCUCCUGA
Molecule: messenger RNA, 1296 nt
Organism: Clupea harengus (Atlantic herring)
Lineage: Eukaryota; Metazoa; Chordata; Actinopteri; Clupeiformes; Clupeidae
Product: zinc finger protein 771-like
Exons: 4
Coding region: 1-1296 (431 amino acids)
Source: RefSeq, a predicted model, not a curated record